AUGGUUGCAUACAUGAAUAAUGUCUUCAAAUCUUUCGGGACAGGCUGGCCGGCCCAGACCCCGCAAGCGGAGAUGCAGGAGAAAGCGCGUCACCCCAGGCCUGGCCUCAGGUUGGUCCUGGGCAUCUUGGCAUGGCUCUGCCUCGGGGAAACUCUGGCGCUGAAUGACGGGCGCUGGUGCGAGAGGAUGGUGCAGGUGAUGGAGGAGGAAGUGGUCAGCCCCCGGCGGGAGGAGAUGGUGCCCUGCGCCGAUGUCUACCAGUACAACAUGGCGGGCUGGCACCUCGACCAGGACCGGAUGCGCCAGGCAUACGGCAGGGCAGAAGGCCAGGCUGGCACCACCACCAUGUGCUACAUCUACAAGCCAGAGGACACGAGACCCACACUCUGGAACCGCACGGUGCGCGCUUGCUGUGAGGGCUGGAGCGGGCCCCAUUGCUCGGAGGGUAAGGCCGCCACAGAGAUGGGCCCCCGAGGCGGGUGGGUGCCCAUUCUCCAGAGCCCCCCUUUCCGCGGCUCCUUGAAAUCUCUUGCGACCAAGCAGCUUUCCUUCAUGGGAAAGGCCUCUCUGGGGCGCUGCUUCUCCAGCUGGCAAUGCCAAGACCUGCCCGGACUGCAGAACUUCUCUCUUCUUGGCAUGGAGGAGUGUUGCCAACGCCCGUGGGGCCACAGCUGGCAGAACGACUCCUCCCAGCUCUGCUUCAGCUGCUCCCGCCUGCCUCUGAAAGAUGAUCUGCCCUCGCCCUUCCUGCUCCGGCCACCGUCCCCCACGGCGCUUCUGGUCGGCUCGGCUCGGCACCGCCGGCACCGCCACCCCUUUGCCACCUGCGCCACCUGGGCCGGCUUCCACUACCGCAGCUUCGACGGCAAACACUUCCGCUUCCACGGCAGCUGCGCAUACACCUUGGCGGCCGCCUCCGAUGGCACCUGGGCCGUCUACCUGUCCGCCGGUGGCGAGGCCUGCAAGCCCGGACGCUGCCGUAAGGACCUUCGCCUGCUGUUUGGCCUCGACCUGGUCGUGGCUCAAGGACGCCGCGUCUCGGUGAACGGCGCUGCGGUGCCCGAGGGGGAGCCCCGCUUGCAGAAAGGGAUCAGUGUUUGGUGGCUGGGAGACUUCCUCUUCGUGGAAAGCGGCCUGGGGGUGCGGGUCAAGUUCGAUGGGCGCGACACCGUCUACGUCACCAUCGGGGCGGACCUGAAAGGAGCCACCCGAGGGCUGUGUGGGGUCUACAACGACGACCCUGCAGACGACUUCCUACGCGUGGGAGGCGACGUGGCCACCUCGGCGGCGAGCUUUGGCAAUUCGUGGCGCGUCCCGGACGCCGGAUUGAUCCCCUGCGAAGAUGCCGCAGAGGAGGCUCACAGCUGUGAAACGCCGGAAGGCCGAGGGAUGCAGCAGGAGGCAGAGUCGCUUUGCCAGAAGCUUCUUUCCGGCCCUUUUGGUCAAUGCCACUCAGAGGUGGACCCCAGAGGUUUCUAUGACACCUGCAUGUACCUGCACUGCAGCGGAGCCGGGCUCGGUGCCGUCUGUGAGACCUUUGCCAGCUACGCCCGCGAGUGCGCCCAGAGGAGUGUUUUCGUCAGCUGGAGGAGGGCCGGAUUCUGUGAAAAGUCGUGCGGGCAAGGAAAGGAAUACUCCGACUGUGUCUCUUCGUGCCCUGCCAGCUGUGCUGCGGUGGGCGCAGCCGAGGAAGGGCACUGCCGGGACGAGUGCGUGAGCGGCUGCGAGUGCCCGGCCGGCCUCUACUUGGAAGCGGGGGCCUGCGUCCCGGAGACCCAGUGCCCCUGCUUCCACCGGCGCCAGAAGUUCGCCCCGGGAGAUGUCCUCCAGCAGCACUGCAACCGUUGCACGUGCCAAGGGGGCCGCUGGCUUUGCUCCCAGGACCGGUGCUCCGGGGAAUGUGCCAUAACCGGCGACCCCCACUACUUGACUUUUGACCGCAAGCGCUUCUCCUUCCACGGCACAUGCCAGUAUAUCUUGGUGCAGGAUUACGUGGAUGGGAAACUCCACAUUUCCUCAGAGAAUGUGGCAUGUGGGAGCCAAGGGACCAGCAGCUGCCUCCACUCGGUGACCGUCACUGUGCAAAAGGUCUCUGCCCACCUGUCCUUCACAGGGGAGCUGUCCGUGAACGGCCAAGACGUCUCCCUCCCUUUUGUCAGCGCCGACCUGACGGUGCGCCUCGCCUCCUCCUCCUUCCUGCUUCUCCAGACCUUUGGGGCUCACUUGCUGUGGGGCCUGGAGUUUCCGGCAGUCUACAUCACCCUCCAGCCCAGCUUUGCCAACAAGGUCCGAGGCCUUUGCGGCACCUACAACUGGAACCAGCAGGAUGAGUUCACCACGCCGGAGGGAGACAUGGAGUCCAGCGCCGCCGCUUUCGCCAACAGGUUCCGCAUCUCGCACGACUGCCCCUCCUUCGGCACGUUCCCUUUCGACCCCUGCAGCAUGUACGCCCAGCGGAGGCAGUUUGCAGAGGCGGCUUGCGAGGUCCUCCACAGCCCAGCCUUCCAGGCCUGUCACGACGUGGUGGAGCGGGACCCAUUCUACCAGCUCUGCCUCUACGACGUGUGCGGCUGUUCCGCCGGCAAAGACUGCCUGUGCGGCGCUGUGGCCUCCUAUGCCAGGCAGUGCGCCCAGGAGGGAGUCCCUGUCGCCUGGAGGAAUCACAGCUUCUGCCCGGCGCCAUGUUCUGGAGGGCAAGUCUAUCGGGAAUGUGCGCCCCCCUGCAGAACGACCUGCGCCGACCUGCGCUUGGGCCCCUGCCGGGAUCUGGACCGCGUCUGCGUGGCCGGCUGCAACUGCCCAGAGGGGACGGUGCUGGACGACGGCGGGCAGUGCAUCCAGCCUGCCAUGUGCGCCUGUGCGCAUGGGGAAGAGGCGCACCCCCCUGGCAGCAGGAUCCAGAAGGGUUGCAACACCUGCGUCUGUGUGAACGGGGCGUGGAACUGCACGGAGCAGAGCUGCCCCAGAGCUGUCCUCUGCCCAGGGGAGCUGGUCUAUGCGUUUGGCUCCUGCCUGCGGAGCUGCGACAGUCCCGAGGGGAACCUCAGCUGCGCCGGCUUCUCGGACGGCUGCGUUUGCCCCCCUGGCACCGUCUACUUGAACGAGCACUGUGUCUCCCCAGAGGAGUGCCCUUGCCACCACAACGGCCGACUGUACCAGCCCAAUGACACCAUCACCAGGGACUGCAACACUUGCAUUUGCCGAAACCGGCGCUGGGACUGCAGCCGCCACCACUGUGCCGGGACCUGCGUAGCCACCGGGGACCCCCACUACAUCACUUUUGACGGGCGGACCUACACCUUCCUGGGUGACUGCGAGUACAUCCUGGCCCAGGAGAGCAGCGGGGCCUUCACCGUCACCGCCGAGAACGUGCCCUGCGGCACCAGCGGCACCACCUGCACCAAAUCCGUCGUGGUGCUCAUUGGCAACACCGUGGUCCACCUGCUCCGAGGAAAAGACGUGACCGUGAACGGGGUUUCGGUGCGCCCCCCGAAAACGUAUAGUGGGAACGGCCUGACCCUCGAGAGAGCAGGGCUCUUCCUUUCGCUCAUCUCCCAGCUGGGGCUGACGGUGCUCUGGGAUGGAGGCACCCGCAUCUACAUCAAACUGGACCCCAUGUACCAAGGCCGCAUGUCAGGCCUGUGUGGGAACUUUGAUGGGGACACUGAGAAUGACUUCACCAGCCGGCAAGGCAUUGUGGAGCCCACGGCAGAUCUCUUUGGCAACUCCUGGCGCGUCAGCCUGCUCUGCCCUGAGGUCAACAGCGAGGACUUUGAGCACCCUUGCACGGUGAACUCUCACCGCGUGACGUGGGCCCGGAAGCGCUGCGGGGUCCUCAUGCAGGACCUGUUUGCCCCCUGCCACGAGGAACUCCCGUGCCAGCAGUUCUACGAGUGGUGCAUCUUCGACGCCUGCGGAUGUGACUCCGGAGGGGACUGUGAGUGCCUCUGCACCGCCAUCGCCACCUAUGCAGAGGAAUGCAGCCAGCGGGGAGUGCCUGUGCGCUGGAGAAGCCAGGAUCUGUGCCCCAUGCAGUGUGACUAUGGGCUGGAGUACCACGCCUGCGGCCCAGCCUGCCCCCCCACCUGCAAGAACUUUGGCCUGGAGGGGGCCGAGCACUGCAGCGGUGAGGCCCUUUCCUGCGUGGAGGGAUGCUUCUGCCCAGAGGGCAAAGUGCUGCAUGGGGGCCACUGCAUCGACCCCUCCGAGUGCCCUUGCUACUGGGAGGGCAAUCUCUUCCCACUGGGAGCCCUGGUGAUGCAGGAAUGCAGGAACUGCUCCUGUGAGGCCGGCUUGUGGCAGUGCAUCGCCCCCCUAGAACCUUGCGCCACAUCUCCCCGCUGCGCCGAGACGGAGUUUGCCUGCCGCACAGGCGGGCGCUGCGUGCCCGGCGCCUGGGCGUGCGACAACGAGGACGACUGCGGGGACGGCUCGGACGAGUUCUGCACCUUGAGCUGCGCCCCUCACCAGUACCCGUGCGCCAGCGGGCAGUGUGUGCCCUGGGGAUACCGCUGCGACGGAACUGCGGACUGCCUGGACGGCUCGGACGAGAGGGACUGCCCGCUGCCCGCCUGCGCCCUGCAGGAGUUCCGCUGCACCAACGGGCGUUGCAUCCCCCGCGAGCAUGUCUGCGACGGGGAGCUGGACUGCGGCUUUGCGGAUCGCUCCGACGAGGCGGGCUGUGGGUCCCCCUGUGGGCCGAGCGAGUUCCUCUGCGCAACGGGCCGCUGCUUGCCGUACCUCCACCGCUGCGACCGGCAUGAUGACUGCGGAGAUUUCAGCGACGAGAGCGGCUGCGUGUGCCCGGCUGGGGAGUUCCAGUGCCCCGACGGCCGGUGCCUUCCCCAAGCUCUGCUUUGUGAUGGGAAGCAGGACUGCCCUUCUGGAAUGGAUGAAGCUUUCUGUCCAGGCCGUGUGACGUGUGCCCCUGGGCAGCUACCUUGUCCGGAUGGUUCUUGCGUGAGCCGCUCCCAGGUGUGCGACGGCAUGCGCGACUGUGCCGAAGGCGCCGAUGAGAAGCCACCGCACUGCCCGGCGCCCCCGACCACACCUCCGGUGGCCCCCGUGGCGCCCGGUCUUCCUGUGACUCACCCAUCCCCCGUGAACAGGACUCUGGCGCCACCCUGCGGCCGCUACGAGUUCCACUGCCACAGCGGGGAGUGCCAGCCGCGCGGUUGGGUGUGCGACAACGAAGCCGACUGCCUGGACGCCAGCGACGAGCUCCACUGCAACCGCACCUGCGGCCUGGACCAGUUCCCCUGCGCCCACGGGGCCGAGUGCAUCCACUACAGCCGGCUGUGCGACGGCGCCCCCCACUGCCAGGACCACUCGGACGAAAGCGUCGACACCUGCGGUUCCACGCAGAUCCCGCCCUGCCCAGGCUUCUUCAUCUGCAACAACCGCAUGUGCAUCAACGUCUCCCGGGUUUGUGACGGCUCCCCAGACUGCCCCCAGGGAGAAGACGAGCUGGCCUGCGAGAGCCACAUGGUCCGUCCUGGCGAAAGGAACCAGACAGCGGGACCCUGUAUGGAGUACUCCUGCGGGGACGGCGCCUGCAUUGCCUUUAAACAGGUGUGCAACGGCCUGGCCGACUGCUCCGACGGCACGGAGUCCUCCCGCUGGCUGCCCUCGGACGAGCGGGACUGUGGCCUCUGGAGCCCCUGGGCCCCCUGGAGCUCCUGCAGCCGCUCCUGCGGGACGGGCCUGCAGGUGCGCCGGAGGUCCUGCACGCGCCGGGCGGAUGACGUCCUUCGGCACUGCCUGGGAGAGGAAGCCCAGGCACAGCAGUGCUUCGCAGUGGCCUGCCCAGUGGACGGCGUGUGGAGUGAAUGGGCGACGUGGUCCAACUGCACCCAGGACUGCCGUGGCGUUGUGGUCCGGCGGCGAGAGUGCCUGCCCUCACAGAACGGGGGUCGCCACUGCACAGAGAUGCCAGAGGCUCUGACCAGCUCCAUCGAGAUCGAGCUGUGCCAACGGGAAGAUUGUGCCAACGCCUCCACCUGUCCCGGGGGGCUGGUCAGCCGGAAAUGUGCGCCCUGCCCCACCUCCUGCGCCGAGCUCUCCAGCCGCACGCGGUGCAGGAAGGACCGCCCCUGCAGGCCAGGGUGCUGGUGUCCCGACGGGCUGGUCCUGGACAGCGAUCAGCAAUGCGUGCGCCCCCAAGAGUGCCCCUGCCAAGUGGAGGGCACCCGCUACUGGCCCGGCCAGCUGGUGAAGGUCAACUGCCGCAUCUGCACCUGCCAGGACGGUCAGAUGAAGCGCUGCCGGCAGAACCCGGAGUGCACAGUGAAUUGCGGCUGGUCCUCCUGGUCGCCCUGGGGCGAGUGCCUGGGUCCCUGCGGGGUGCAGAGCAUCCAGUGGUCUUUCCGCAGCCCCAACAACCCCAGCAAGCAUGGCAACGGCCGCCAGUGCCGAGGAAUCUACCGCAAAGCCCGCAGGUGUCAGACGGAUCCGUGUGAAGAGUGCGAGCACCACGGCCGGGCGCAUGCCAUCGGCGACCGCUGGCGCUCAGGGCAGUGCCAGGUGUGCCAAUGCCUCCCCAACCUGACUGUCCAGUGCUCCCAGUAUUGCCCCUACAGCACGGUGGCCUGCCCUGAGGGCCGAGUCCUGGUCGAGGGCCGAGGAGAUGCCUGCUGCUACUGCAUGGAGGCAGGUGAGCCCCCCAGGUUGGCAGGGAAUGUUGGAAAAUCUGCAAACUCCCCAAGACUCCGGAGCAUCCUCCCGUUGGCCCUCUCUGGCUGGCAUGCCCCUUCAGUCCAGAGCGCCAGUGAGAACUGGACGGCUCUGCCGACUGUGCCAGCCAUCGGACCCCUGGGACCCACCUUGGCCCACCCGGCUUCCUUGACCACAGCCUUGCCGUUCAACACCUUCCCAAUGCCCCCUCUCGGAGACCUCUGCUACGGCCCGCUGGGCAUUGCCUCCCUGCCGGACGCCAGCUUCACGGCUUCCUCGCAGCAGCCAGAGAACCCGGCUCACGCCGCCCGCCUCAACCGCGUCCUGCCCAACGCCGACCUCCAGGGCUGGGCUCCCCCAGCAGACAUCUAUCCUCAGCUGCUCUCCCGACCCCCCUUCCUGCACGUGGAUCUGGGGGAACCCAGGAACCUGACAGGGGUGGUGGUGCAGGGGGCCGGAUCUUCUGAUGCCUACGUCACCAGCUUCUUCCUGCGGUUCAGCCUGGACGGCGUGAGGUGGCACGACUACCACGAGCUUUUCCAAGGGAACUCCGACGACUCGACGCCCGUGGUCAGGACCUUCCAGCGCAUGGUGCGCGCCCGGCAUGUCCGGAUCCUUCCCCGCGACUUCCACAACGGGAUCUUCCUCCGCGUGGAGCUGCUGGGCUGUGGGAAAGUGUCCCCACAGCCUCCCGGGACCCCAACGGUGCCACCCACUGCCAGGCCCUGCUGGACCGGGGAGUUCCUGUGCCAGAACGGGCGCUGUGUCCCCACCGGGCCCCAUGGGGCCAUUUGCGAUGGAUUCAACGACUGCGGGGACUUCUCGGACGAGAGGCACUGCGGAGUUGGCCCAUCUCCAGAGCCCUCCGUCCCAGGGGGCUGCCUGCCCUCCCAGUUCCCCUGUGCCAUGUCGGGGGUCUGCGUCAAAGCAUCCCAGAGGUGCGAUGGGGUCACCGACUGCCCAGACGCCCACGAUGAGGUGGGCUGUGUGCCCGAAAGCAGAGCGCCCUCGGCUGGGACCAGCAGCUCCUGGACCUCCGAAAAACAGCCGCCGAAGCCUUCCGUGCCCCACCCAACUCAGGUGUCUCCCAGUGGAUGGCCGUUUCCUGAAGGUCUCACCUUCCCCCAGCCAGGUUCCUGCAGCGAAGCCCUCGGUCUGGAAGACGGGCGUAUCCACCAGCAGCAGCUUAGCGCCUCGUCCUACCAGGACGGGAACCCACCAGACGCCGGGCGCCUCAACAUCGUGCCCAGCAUGCAGAACAUGGCCCCCGGGUGGAGCCCGGGCCCCUCGGACCCCGACCCCUAUUUCCAGGUGGACUUCCUCCAGCCCACGUUCCUCACUGCUGUGGUCACGCAAGGCGGGGGACCCUCCCGGGGCUAUGUCUCCCGCUACCGCCUGGUCUACAGCGACGACGGGGUCCACUUCCGGAAUUACGCCAGAUCUGGAUACGGCCCUAGCACUUCCCUGCGGGCCCAGGUCCUGGAGGGCAAUUCCAACAGUGCCACGGCAGUGCGCCAGGAGCUGCGCCCGCCCAUCUUGGCCCGCAUCCUCCGCCUCAUGCCCACGGAGUUUCGCGGGAGCCCCUCCUUGCGCAUGGAGGUGCUCGGCUGCCCCUGGAGUGAGUUUGGGGGAACUGGCGUGGGCGCCUGUAGGGUUUGGUGGUCGGCUGACGGGGCCUCUCUUCCAGAAGGUGGUGCCCGCAGCUGGUAUGACGACACCCUCCACGGACACUGGCACAAGACCCCCUGCCCCAGAGACAUCAUCUCCUCCGCAGUGGCUCACCGGGCUGCCAAGUAUAUCGCAGGAGUCCCAGCGCCCUGGAGGAGCAACCGGCGUCCCGGAAUCGCCCAGGAUCCGACCCUCCAAGGAGCCUCCCGCCUCGCCUUCCUGGUCCACUUCCUGGCCGUUGGGACCCACUUUGCCCAGACUAGCGACUGGUACCCCUGGCACGAUGUGCUGACUCGAACCCCCAGCCCCGGGCUUCCCAGAAUCCUCUGCACCCAGGGGCAGUACGCCUGUGAAGUCUUCGGCUGCGUCGAGGCUGCCUUUGUUUGCGACGGCCAAGAAGACUGCCUGGAUGGUUCGGACGAGAUGCACUGCGGUGAUGCUCCCACCGCCCCCGCCGCAACCCUGCUACCGCCACCAGGCCCUCCCAGUGCCUGCUCCGCCAAGCAGUUCACCUGCGGCAGUGGGGAAUGCCUGGCGCUGGAGCGGCGCUGCGACCUCCGUCAGGAUUGCCAGGAUGGGUCCGACGAGGCCAGCUGUGCGGACUGCAUCAUGUCGCCGUGGACCACCUGGAGUGAAUGCAGCCGGUCGUGUGGGCUGGGGGUGACCUUCCGGCGCCGGGACCUGCUCCGCAAUGCCCUCCCCGGGGGGCAGUGUGACCGCGAUGAGUUCGACAGCCGCUCCUGCUUCCUGCGGGCCUGUCCAGUUAACGGUGCCUGGGCAUCCUGGGGCGAAUGGUCAGACUGCGACGCCGAGUGCCGUGGCGGCGUGCGGAGCCGCACCAGGACCUGCGCCGACCCCCCGCCCAAGAACGGGGGGCAGCCUUGCCCGGGCGACGCUGUGCAGAUGGAGACUUGCAACCAGCAGCCCUGCGGAGAUGCCCGGGACUGCGGGCCAGACAUGGUCUACGUGCAAGCCGGGCACUGCGAGCGAGGCCUGGUGGCUCCGUGUCCCCAAACGUGCCGGCAGCUGAGCCUGAAGACGAGUUGCCCCAGCAGCUGCGUGGAGGGCUGCCGCUGCCCCCCGGGGCUCUUCCUGCAGGACGGGGGCUGCGUGAACAUCAGCCAGUGCCACUGCUUCUUCGACCACGAGCGUCGCCUCCCGGGGGAGAUGUUCCUGAGGGACAACUGCAGCCAGUGCGUCUGCCUGGAAGGCUCCGUGACCUGCGACUCGGUUUCCUGCCCCGUGAAGUGUGGCUGGUCGGCUUGGUCUCCGUGGAGCCCCUGCGGAAGGAGCUGCGGGGUCGGCAUGCAGCAGAGAUUCAGGUCUCCCUCCAACCCGGCCGCUGCCAAUGGCGGUGCCCCGUGCCAAGGCGAUGCCCAGGAGGUCCGCGAAUGCCACACUGUCUGCAUCUCAGAGAUCACCUUCGCCUGGAGCGAAUGGACGCCCUGGUCCCCCUGCUCCAAAACCUGCUACUACGCCACGGACGUGGUGGGCGCCAGGAAGCGGUUCCGGGACUGCAAUGGCACCACGGACGCCGCCAGCUGCAGCGGGGAGACGGUGCAGGAGGAGCUUUGCGACACGCCCCCCUGCCCAGUGGAAGGCAUAUGGACUCCAUGGACCCUCUGGUCCCAAUGCUCGGCCCCAUGCGACUCGGGGGUCCAGACCCGCAACCGCACCUGCUCCAAGCCAGCCUACGGGGGCCCAGAGUGCUCCGGACCCCUCAUCCAGACCCGCGAUUGCAACACUGAGCCCUGCAAAGCGCUCUGCCCGGGGAACCUGGUGUACCAGACGGCCGAGGAGUGCGAGCGGAAGGGGGGCGCCUGCCCCCGCCUCUGCCUGGACCAAGGCUCCCGCGUGGAGUGUGCCUCCCGCUGCCGCGAGGGCUGCUCCUGCCCCGGGGGGCUCUUCCUGCACAACGACACCUGCCUGCCGCUCAGAGAGUGCCCUUGCUACCACCAGGGGGAGCUCUACCAGCCGGGGGAAGUCGCCCUCCUGGACUCCUGCAACAACUGCACCUGCAAAGAUGGAGAGAUGGUGUGUGCCACAGAGCCCUGCCCAGCCGACUGCGCCUGGAGCGACUGGACGGCCUGGGGCUCCUGCAGCCGCAGCUGCAACGUGGGCACUCGGCGCCGCUUCCGCUCCAGCUCUGAGCCCCCUGCCUCCGACGGAGGACAGCCUUGCCAGGGACCCAACGUGGAGAUCGAGUUCUGCAGCCUGCAGCCUUGCCAGGCUUCCGGCAUGGAGUGGGGACCGUGGUCCGAGUGCUCCGUCCCGUGCGGAGCCGGAUACCGGAAUCGCACAAGGGCCAGCCUGACCGUCUUGCGCCGGAUCGAAUUUGCCACCUGCCACCUUCCCCCCUGCAGAGGUGAGGUGCCAGGUGUCUGUCCGGAGGGGAAGGUGUGGCAGGAAUGUGCUGACGGACCGGCUUCCUGCGCGGAGCUCAGUGCAGUGCCCAGCGCCAAUGAGACCUGCCAUGCUGGCUGCUACUGCCCCAACAGCACCUUCUUGCUGAACAAUCUCUGCGUGCCGGAGGAGGAUUGCCCCUGCACCCUCAAUGGGAUGCUGUACGGCCCGGGAGAUGUGGUACCCAAAGGCUGUGAAAACUGCACCUGCCUCUCCGGUCGAGUGCGCAACUGCUCCAGGGCAGCCUGCGGUGACGUGAACGGCCAGUGGUCAGAAUGGACCCCCUGGAGCGAGUGCUCGGCAUCCUGCGGGCUGGGGCUACGGAACCGGUACCACUUCUGCACGGAUCCCCCUCCGUCUGGGAUGGGGCUGCCCUGCUUGGGUCCCGAACGCGAGGACAGACCUUGCCAGGCCCAGCCCUGCGCCCGGGACGGGGGCUGGGGGGGCUGGAGCCCCUGGACCGACUGCACCGCCAGCUGCGGGGGAGGCAUGAGGAGCCGGGCGAGAGCCUGCGACAGCCCCUCCCCACAGGGGGGCGGGGACUACUGCGAGGGCGUCCCCACCCAGGUGGAAGGCUGCAGCUUGAACCCGUGUCCAGGUGUGGACUGCUCUGCCGUCGAGGGCGCCUCCUACAGCCGCUGCGGGCCCCCCUGCCCCCGCUCCUGCGACGACAUCUCGCACUGCCUGUGGACCUGCGAGCCCGGCUGCUACUGCGCCGGGGGGAAAGUCCUGAACGGCACGGCCUGCGUGGAGAAGGACCUGUGCACCUGCCUGGACCUGCUCACCGGCCUCCGACACCUGCCGGGAGAGACCGUCCCUCGCUCUGACGGAUGCAACACCUGCACCUGCUCCAAAGGGAAACUGAUCUGCACCAGUCAAGCUUGUGCCGUUCCCGGCGGCUGGUGCGACUGGUCUCCGUGGAGCCCCUGCUCCCGGACAUGCGGCAACGAAAUGGUCACCCGCUACCGGGCCUGCGCUUGCCCCAAGCCCCAGAACGGGGGCCCCGAGUGCGAGGGGCUGCAGGAGCACCACGGCGACAGCGGCAUCCAGCUUCAGAGGGAGGAGUGCCCCAUGGACUCUUUCUGCCCAGUGGACGGGGCCUGGAGUACGUGGGGCCCCUGGUCCCCUUGCGACGCCUGCGGAGGAGAGUCGGCCCGGAGCAGGGAGUGCAGCAACCCCCCUGCCCGCUUUGGGGGGCUCCCCUGCCCUGGCGAAGCCCGGCAGACCCUCCCGUGCCACGACGGAGUCACCGAGUGCAGAGAUUGCAGCGGGGGCCAGGUGUCGUUCCCCUGCGGCAAGGCCUGCCCGCGCACCUGCGAGGACCUGCACCCGGACACCGCCUGCCUCGACAGCCCCCAGUGCCAGCUCUCGUGCGCCUGCCCAGACGGGCAGCUGCUGCAGGAUGGGGUGUGCGUCCGGCCAGCGCACUGCCGCUGCAAAUACCAGAACACCUGGCUGGGUGUCCCCGAAGGACGGAAUCUCUCUCUGUGGUCAGGGCUCACCCCCUGGGAGUACGUCCAGCCUGGGGAGACAGUGUCCGGACCCUGCCAGAACUGCACCUGCGUGGCCGGCCACCUGCAGUGCGACGUGGACCCCUCGUGCCGCCUGGAUGGAGGCUGGGGCCCCUGGGGGCCGUGGUCGCCCUGCAGCCAGAGCUGUGGGGAGGGAGCCGAGUUCCGAUUCCGCGAGUGCGACCACCCAGCUCCCCAGAACGGAGGCAGGGGGUGCCUGGGCAGCAGAGAGCAGCAGAGAGCUUGCCAGAGCCAGCAAGACUGCCCAGAGGAGGAAGCCUGGGGCGCCUGGUCCCCCUGGGAGCCCUGCAGCGUCUCCUGCGGAGGAGGAGAGCAAAUGCGGAUCCGCCAGUGCCGGGUGCCCGACUGCCAGGGCUUGGCUGCCCAGAGCAAGACCUGCAACACCCAAGUGUGCCUUGAGGUCGGCUGCCCGGUGGGGCGUCUGUACCGGGAAUGCCUGAAGGAAGAGGGGUGCCCCUACAGCUGCGCCCAUCUCACCCGCCGGAUGGACUGCUUCUCGGACGGCUGCGAGGAAGGGUGCCACUGCCCCGUGGGCACGUACCAGCACGAAGGGGCUUGCGUCCAGGAGUGCCCCUGCAUCCUGACCGAAGACGCCCUCAAGAUGUUCUGGAACCACUCCUCGGAUCCCAGGCCCGCUCUGGGCAUCCUCACGGCACAGGGUCAGCGGCUCUCCCCGGGAGAAGAAGUUGCCCCAAACGCCACCAUCUAUUCUGCCUGCAGCAACUGCUCCUGCCGCAACGGGCAGCUGGUCUGCGCUUUCUCCCACUGCCCCGUGGACGGGGGCUUCUCAGCCUGGAGCCCGUGGGCCCCUUGCUCCUUAACCUGCGGGGGGCUGGGGAACAUGACCAGGACGCGAGACUGCGCCAACCCCAAGCCUGCCGACGGCGGGAAGGACUGUGCCGGCCCUCGGGUGGACAUCAAAUACUGUCAGACGCUGGAUUGCCAAGCUGUCCCUCUGCCCCACUCUCCAGGCUCCGAGGAGGACAGCUUCAGCCCUUGGUCAUCCUGGACGCCUUGCUCCAAAACCUGCAGCGACCCCGACCUGCCGGCCCUCAAGACCCGCAUGCGGUUCUGCCAAGGGUGGGCCAACUGCACGGGCGACUCGUUCCAGGAGCGAGAGUGCAACCUGCCCCAGUGCACAGACGCCCCCCUGUGCCAAGGCGAGGAGUGCCUGGGCCUGAACUGCACUUGGAACGCCUGGUCUCCCUGGAGCGCAUGUUCCCGCAGCUGCGGGGUCGGGCAGCAGCAGCGCCUGCGCACCUACAACCCGCCGGGGCAAGGAGGGCACUGGUGCCAAGACAUCUUGACGGCCAACGCGGAGCGGCAAUUCUGCAACCUGCAGGCUUGCAAAGUGGACGGUGCCUGGUCCAAGUGGAGCCCCUGGUCGUGGUGCGACCGCCUCUGCGGCGGGGGGCGCUCGUCGCGGACGAGGAUGUGCACCAGCCCCCCGCCCAAGAACGGAGGGCGCCACUGCCCCGGGGAGAAGUACCAAGUGCGCGUCUGUAACCCCAAACCCUGCGAGGAGGGCUGCCCCCCAGAGAUGCUCAUGGUGGGCUGCGCCAACGAAUGCCCGCGCCACUGCUGGGACCUCCAGGAGGGCAUCUCGUGCCAAGACGGGGAGGUCUGUGAGCCCGGCUGCCGGUGCCCGGAGGGGACACUGGAGCAAGACGGCGCCUGCGUCCCCCCCGCCUACUGCGAGUGCACCGAUGCCCAGGGGCACAGCUGGGUGCCGGGCAGCGUCCGCUUCGACGGCUGCGACAACUGCACCUGCGCCGGGGGGAGGCUCCUCUGCACCAACCACACCUGCGCCCCCAGCGAGUGCGCCUGGAGCCUCUGGUCCAGCUGGUCCCACUGCAGCGUCACCUGUGGGAACGGCCUGCGCACCCGCUUCAGGACCUCCACGUCCGGCUCAUGGGCCGCUGAGUGCCUGAAGGAGGAGCUGCAGACCCGCCCCUGCGCCCCAGGCGCCUGCCCCCCUCUGUGCCUGCACGAGGGCCGGGAGAUGGGUCUGGGGAGCACCUGGCUCCUGGGAGAGUGCCAGCAAUGUAUUUGCACCCCGGAGGGCGUCUAUUGUCUGGACAUCGCCUGCGCAGUGCACGGAGCCUGGACCCCCUGGUCGCCCUGGUCCGACUGCCCCCUCACCUGCGGCCGAGGCACCCAGAUCCGCACCCGGGCCUGCGUCAACCCCCCGCCUCGCAACAAGGGACUCCCCUGCGCUGGCCCAGAGACGCAAGCGCAGAACUGCUCCAUCCCGCCCUGCCCAGGGGACGAGCUGUGCCAUUGGUCCUCCUGGGGUCCGUGUUCGAGAUCUUGCGGAACGGGCUUGGCCACGCGGAUGGGGACGUGUCCUUGCCCGACCUCCGAGGAGGCGGCUGCGGGAGCGUUUUGCAAAGAUGGGCACCGCCAGGACGUGGGGGCUUGUUACCUCGGGGCUUGCGAAGAGUGCCCCUGGAGCCCCUGGACCAAGUGGACCAAGUGUUCGUGCAGCUUCCUGGUGCAGCAGCGAUACCGGAACCAGCGGGGCUCGGGGGGCGACGGGCAGCCCUGCGUGGGGCUCGACGGCCAGUUCCGCAUGUGCGACUAUUCCCAGUGCUCAGAGUCCAGCUGCGAGGCGCCCUUCGAGUUCCGGGAGUGCGGCUCUCCCUGCGACAGCCUCUGCUCCACGAUGCGCCACCCAGAGCUGUGCAAGGACAUCCCCCGGUGCCUGCCCGGCUGCUACUGCCCACAGGGCCUGGUGGAACAGAACGGGGCCUGCGUCCCGCCCUCGCAGUGCGGCUGCCUCCACCUCAGCCAAUCGGAAGGCCCCGUAUCCUUGGCGGCAGGAGACACCGUUUCGAUUGGCUGCAAGGAGUGUAUCUGCCAGCAGGGGGAGCUGCAGUGCAGCAGCGAAGGCUGCCAAGGUCUGCUUCCAGUCAGCGCCUGGUCGGAGUGGACGUCCUGUUCCUCUUGCCUGCCUUUUGUGGCCCUCGGCCCCAACGUGGUCUCCACCCUCUUGGCUCAGCAACACAGCUGGUCCCUUGAAGAAGGACCCCCCCAGCCCGCCCUGGUGUCCCUCCAGCAUCGCUUCCGACUCUGCCUGGACCCUCAGACCGGCAGAAGCUGGACAGGACCGGCCCCCCUGUGCUCAGCCGAACUGGAUCAGGAACGCCUUUGCCCGGAUCCUCACAUUUGCGAAGACUUCUGCCUGUGGAGCGGUUGGGCCCCCUGGAGCCCCUGCCGCGCGCCCUGCAGCGGGGGGUUCCGCACGCGCCAGCGCUACGCCCGUCACCCAUCAGGAGAGCCCCGGUGCCGCGGGGCGUGGUCCCAGUCCGAGAGCUGCAACACGGCCGCCUGCCCAGGAGAGGAAUGUGAAGAUCGGGGCAAAGUUCGGGCCCCAUCCUGCGCCAACGUCUGCCCUCGCGCCUGCGCAGACCUCUGGGAGCAUGUGGAGUGUCUACAUGGGGACUGCAAGCAAGGAUGCCGGUGUCCUGACGGACAGCUCCUCCAGGACGGGGUCUGCAUUCCGAUCCCGGCUUGCCGCUGUGGACUCCCCACGGCCAACAUCACCUUGGAGGUCAUGCCAGGGCAGACGGUGGAGCUGGAUUGCCACAACUGCACCUGUGCCAACGGCACCUUCUUGUGUCCUGAGAAGGAGUGCCCGUCCUACGGGGAAUGGUCCGCGUGGAGCCCCUGUUCUGCCAGCUGCGGUGGGGGCAGCGCCCUGCGGCACCGGCCGUGCCACGAGAGCCCUGCGGGAGCCCCCUGUGCCGCCGAUGCCAUGGAGGAAGCAGCCCAGUGCAGCCCGCAGCCCUGCGAGGCCGCCUGCCAGCUGAGCGAGUGGUCGGCCUGGAGUCCCUGCAGCGCCACCUGCGGAGGAGGCGAGUCCGAGAGGAGCCGCAGCCUCCUCUCCCCACCGCCGGGGGAUCCCUGCCCCGACCUGCUCCUGCAGCACCACGCCUGCAACACGCAGAACUGCACGCCAGAAUGCCCAGGAUACCAAGUCUACAGCGACUGCGCCAACGCCUGCCCGCGGUCGUGCUCCGACCUGCGCCCUCACACCCAGUGCCUGCGUGAGGAAUGCCAGCCGGGCUGCGCCUGCCCCUCCGGACAGGUGCUGCAGGACGGGGGCUGCGUCCCCCCGGAAGGAUGCCGCUGCCGGCUGAGCUCGGUGCCCACCAUGCCCUGGGCUGCCAACAUUUCCCAAGAGGAGCAGGGACAGGAGCACCCACCGGGCAGUGUCAUUCGCCACGAGUGCAACAGCUGCGUCUGCCAGAGGGGGGCCUUCACCUGCACCCAGGAGGACUGCGAUGUGCCCUGCGUCUGGUCGGAGUGGGGCCCGUGGUCACGCUGCUCCGUGACGUGUGGCUCCGGACAACGGGCGUCCCGGCGCCACCACCGCCAGCUGCGCCUCUACGGCGGUUCCGAGUGCGAAGGACCCUCUGAGCGCUGGAUGUCGUGUUCGCUCCCAGACUGCGCCUGCCCCGCUGGCGAGCUCUGGCUCAGGACAGAUUCCCCUGCCCCCUGCGAGCGAGGCUGCCACCAGAUCUACGAGGAUCCCCCGCAGAACUGCACCCCAAGGACUGGGCAGGGUUGCGUGUGCCAGCUGGGGCACUACCGGAACAAGAGCGGGCACUGCGUCCUGCCCGCUCACUGCGAGUGUGAACAUCGGGGCCAGAUUUUCGCGGCUGGCACAGAAUGGCAGGAGGGCUGCAAAACUUGCCAUUGCCUGAACGGGAGGGCCGUGUGCCAGGCUACCUGUCCCCCGCUCACCUGCCUUGAGGGCGAAGUGAAAGUGCAAGAGGCCGAGAGCUGCUGCCCGCUGUGCAGGAAGGAGCUGCCUGAAGAUCACCCUCAGCCCGACUGCCAGCACCACACAGAGCUCCGCAACAUCACCAAGGGCAGGUGCUUCCUGGCCGGCGUGGAGGUGAGCUACUGCCGGGGGCGCUGCCCAUCCCACACCAAUGUCAUCCCCGAGGAGCCCUACCUGCAGACCUUAUGCGAGUGCUGCAGUUACCGCCUGGACCCCGUCAGCCCCGUGCGCAUCCUGAACCUGCAGUGCCAAGGGGGCGAGACGGAGCCCGUCGUUUUGCCCGUCAUCCACCAGUGCGAGUGCAGCAGCUGCCAAGGUGGCGACUUCUCCAAGCGCUGACGUCGUCCCCGCAGGCGAAAAGACCAGGCCCUUCCAUAGCGGAAUGGAACGUCUCCCCUCCCAGGAUGCAAAAAUGUUUUUUUCAUGUUUUCCAUUGCCUCUUCUCUCCUCUCUUCC
Lacerta agilis (Sand lizard) is the source of this 17520-nucleotide messenger RNA. RefSeq names its product SCO-spondin-like. NCBI's taxonomy places the organism in Eukaryota, Metazoa, Chordata, Lepidosauria, Squamata, Lacertidae. Gene Ontology annotation, molecular function: protein binding. The transcript is spliced from 112 exons. The record is from RefSeq and is a predicted model, not a curated record. The coding region runs from base 1 to 17403 and encodes 5800 amino acids. Gene Ontology annotation, cellular component: extracellular matrix.